Morone saxatilis (striped sea-bass) is the source of this 3518-nucleotide messenger RNA. It is a transcript of the gene daglb, whose product is annotated as diacylglycerol lipase, beta. The coding region runs from base 653 to 2680 and encodes 675 amino acids. The transcript has 15 exons. The record is from RefSeq and is a predicted model, not a curated record. Gene Ontology annotation, biological process: lipid metabolic process. Lineage: Eukaryota; Metazoa; Chordata; Actinopteri; Moronidae.
UCCGACGGUCUGUGUUGCAGUAGGGAAACAUCAACGGACGGACACGGCUUGUUUUUGAGCAUAUCAAAACAAAGAUCUCUACAUUUUGGGUUUCAUCACGUCUGACAUGAAUAGCUCACGUUCGCUAUAAAGCGAGACGUUGACAUAUUAGCAAAAGUAGUGUUCGUCAAACGGAAUUAGUCAGCACUUUAUGGGAAUGUAUUUGUAGCUACCGUUAGCUACAUAGCUAAUGGUAGAAGCUAACGCCAGUCCCGCAAUGCUAGCUGUCGUUUGCAUUGCCUAAUGUCAGUGAAGGCUCGCGUAGGCGGGUCGCAAACCGCAAUAUAUGGCAUCACAAUUAUACCUCGGGCGUUUUUAACGUUAAACUAAGUGACGGUAGCGGAUACAAACACCUCAGCGCGGGAAUACUUAAAUGCUUAACGUUAUCUUGUAGCUCGCUUUAACUGUCGGGCUAACAUCUAUUCAGCGACGCAGGGGAGCAGCUAGCGUGUGACAGCGAUGGGUAAAGCUCGUUGCCACCCACAGUAGCUGCUGCACCGGCGCUGAAGUCAUGCAUGACUGGACGUGUCCAUUGUUGAAGAGAAUCCGGUCCACUAUCUAGUGGCUUAAUCACCAUCUGUAGGCUAUUUGGGCUUGUUUACCCGCAGAGGAAAUGCCUGGAAUCGUGGUGUUUGGUCGGCGGUGGGGGAUCGCCAGUGACGACUUUGUUUUCCCCGGCUCCUUUGAGCUGUUCGUCCGUGUGCUUUGGUGGAUUGGCACCAUGAUUCUGUUCAUGUACCACAAGGGGGAAUUUGAUUGUAACGGGAGAGGAGUUCUUCACAGCUAUCUGGUUGGACUGCUGGUUGUGCUGGCUCUCAUAAUCCUGUCACUAUGUGCUAUUGUCUACGUCAGUGCCCAAGGUACCAUUACAAACCCCGGCCCACGGCGCUCUAUCCCUGCGCUGGUGUACCUGCGAGCUCUCCUCUACAUCCCUGAGCUGGUGUGGGCCUGUCUGGGCGCGUUCUGGGUGUCUGAUGACAGCAAAGGGUGCGAUCCUGCCACCGUGGGCGCUGUCAUCGCAGCAGUGAUUGCCAGCUGGAUCAUCCUGCUGUUCACAGGGUUGGGCGUUGUAUUUGUGUUUGACCCACUGGGCAACCCCCGUCCUCAGCCUGCUGCCAUGGAGCCGCUGGGGGUACGAGACAUGGAGAGCAACGAGGGCAACCAGUUCCUCUCCACGGCUCGCUCCCUGGCUGUCAAGGUGUGGGAGAGCAGGCUGCGGCUCCUGUGCUGUUGUCUCCCGCAGGACGAAAGCCACAGAGCAGCAUUCUCUAGCAUCGCACAGCUCGUCAGCGGGUUCUUCUCUGACACAGACCUGGUCCCCAGUGACAUAGCAGCUGGUUUGGCUCUGCUGCACCAGGAGCAGGAUAAGAUGGAGCAAAGCAGAGACCCAGACCUUGUAGUUCACAGCCCUUCCUCUCCCAUCGGAGAAGAUUUGGAGACGGAGUUGGAGAAAGCAGCUCACUGUAUGAAGUUUGCUGCAGCAGCUUAUGGCUGGCCGCUGUACAUCUACUCCAACCUCCUUACUGGACCCUGCAAGCUCAGUGGAGACUGCUGUAGGAGUCGUGCGGCCGAGUAUGACAUCGUUGGAGGAGACCACCUCGGCUGUCAUUUUUCAUCCAUCCUGCACAGCACUGGUUUGCAGUACAGAGACUUCAUCUACGUCAGCUUCCAUAACCAGAUCUAUGAGAUCCCCUUCUACGUGGCUCUGGAUCAUAAGAGAGAGGCAGUUCUGGUGGCUGUCAGAGGAACACUGUCACUGAGGGACGUCCUGACAGACCUGUCUGCUGAAUGUGAGAACCUGCCGAUAGAAGGAGUGUCUGGAGCCUGCUACGCUCACAAGGGCAUGUGCCAGGCGGCCAGUUACAUCUACAAGAAGCUGGUCAACGAUGGCAUCCUUAACCAGGCUUUCUCCAUUGCACCGGAAUAUAAACUGGUCAUCACUGGUCACAGUCUGGGUGCUGGCACAGCCUCACUGCUGGCUAUCCUCUUGCGCAACUCCUUCCCCACCCUGCAGUGCUACUCAUUCUCUCCACCAGGGGGGCUCCUGAGUAAAGCUUUAGCUGAUUACUCCAAGGACUUUGUGGUCUCGGUUGUGUUGGGAAAGGAUCUGGUUCCCAGAUUGAGCAUUCCCAAUAUGGAGGAUCUGAAGAGAAGGAUACUUAAGAUAGUUUCCAACUGCAAUAAGCCCAAGUACCGCAUCCUGCUGCAGGGAUGUUGGUACGAGCUCUUCGGAGGAGACCCGGAUGACUUCCCCACUGAGAUGGACGACAGGAGGGAGGAGGAGCUCAGCCAGCCGCUGCUGGGGGAGGAGUCGCUGAUGAUUCGCCACUCUUCAUCCUAUCAGAGCCUGGCGUCGGAUGACUCGCCCGCCCACACGGCUGCACACUUACCUCUGUUCCUGCCCGGACGCAUUCUGCAUAUUACAGAAGAUGGGCCGUCACGGAGAUCCUGUUUUUCCCAGGUGCGGUACCGUGCAGACUGGUCCAAUGAGAUGGCGUUCAGGAGUGUGUUGAUCAGUCCCAGGAUGCUCGCAGAUCACAUGCCCGACGCUGUGCUCCGUGCCCUCAGCAGUCUGACCAGCGAAAGGCCCUUCUCCCUCUGCCCAUCGUCUGCAAACAACAGCCAGCACAAUACUAUCUGAAAUGCAUCAUAGAGACUCCUUACUCCUGAGCUCCCAGAGUCUCCGCUGGGAAACUGGAUUGUAAUGGUAAUCAAGAUAUGAAACCAUAGAGAGGUCCCUGCUGUGGUCUCCAUGAAUGAAUGUGAUUUGUUAACACGUUGGAGCGCAAAUAUUUUGUUAAAUUGCACUUUUAAUUUAGAUAAUUAGUUUUAUUUAAACCCUCAGUUACUCAAUGAGCAACUUUAUGAACCAUGAUAUUUGAAUGUGCGUUGUGUACAAUAUUUGACAGUGCUGCAGGUUUACUGUAAUGUCUGUGUUCUACAUUUAUGUUGGUGUGAGUGCUGUACGGCCGGUACAAGCUGCCGUCGGGUCACUGCAAGUGUCCGACGUUGUCUUCCUUAUCUGUAGGGAGGACUGAAGAGCAGUCUGAUCCAGAACGAGAGGAUACAGGGGGUAACUUUUACCUCGGAUUGUGGACUGAGGCGCUAAGUCUUCAUUGUAUAGUAACUGUGGUUCGUCUGUCUUGUGUUUAAUGUCUUAAGACAUCAGGGUGAGCAGUGCCUAUGCAUCACAGGAAGGUCAACAGAAUUGCUUUGCAGAAAAACAGUGUGUUUACAGUAAGGUUUGUUCUGCAUUUUCUACAAUGCAGUUAAAAUAGUGCAUGGUGUUCGAACAGGUAGAAAGAUUGUACUACGACUAUAUUUUGUGGGAAUCUGUUUACUUGCCAUGGAUAAAACUUUUUUUUUAUGGUAGCGUAUCAUAUUACAUUUUGAUUUAGCUGAUGCCUGCAUAACUAUUCCAUAUCCUCAAUAGAAUGCACUGGACUCCUUGAUGAAAAUAAAAGCUUUUGUGAAACACA